GCCUCACCGCUCUCAUGUGACGCCGCCGCCGCCGCCGCCGCCACCGCCUCCGCAGCUCAGCGCAGCGCAGUGCCGCCAUGGUGCCGCCGCCUCUCGUGCUGCUGCUGGCGCUCGCUGCCGCCGCCCUGGCCGAGCCGCUCCGCUUCGUGGACUGCGGUUCCAAAGACGGAAGCAUUCAAGAGGUGAACGUGAGCCCCUGUCCCACGCAGCCCUGCCAGCUCGUCAAAGGGACCUCGUACAGCAUCAAUGUCACUUUCUCCAGCAAGAUCGAGAGCCAAGGCAGUAAGGCAAAGGUGUAUGGCGAGAUGCUGCAUGUGGACAUACCCUUCCCCAUCCCCGAGCCUGAUGGAUGCAAGUCUGGGAUCCAGUGUCCCAUCCAGAAGGGCCACUCAUACAGCUACCUGAACAAGCUCCCUGUGAAGAGCGAGUACCCCAGUAUUAAGCUGAUAGUGAAAUGGGAGUUGGUGGAUGACCAGGAUCAGAUGUUGUUUUGCUGGAAGAUACCAGUGCAGAUCACCAGCUGAGGAGCUCUGCCAUGAGUUGGGCUCGGGGAAGAGAGAAACAGAGAAAAUAACACAAGCCAAAAUCUUUUAUAUAAGUAUUUCUUACUGCUUCCUUCAGAACUCUGCAGCCUCUGGGCAGCCAGUACUUUGUUCCUGCAAGGCCAGCUGUGGGCAGAAGGCUCUCGCCCCUCUCCACGAUCCCUCUGGCGUGUUCCCACAGCAGCUCAUGGGGGAGCACUGUCUGCUGCUGUCAGCAAGAGAGACUGAGCAUUAGGACAUUGUCUUCCACGUGCUCUGUGGAGGCACUUUAGUUGUUUGAAACAGAGCUGUCUGUCCUCACAAAGAGAUUUCUCUGCAGUGAACCUGGCUAGUUUCUAAGCUGCUACCUGAUAACCCCUCAGUGCCUCUUGUAGAAUGCUGGCUCCAUCCACCCUCCUGUGCUUUUUCUGCCCUGCUGUGACUGGGAUGCUCCUAGGAACUGCGUUUUCCAUCCUUGCAUCUGAAGAAGAGGGGAGGAAGCUUUCCUGAGCUGGCAGCAGAGUCUGUCCUGGGCCCCUGCUGGAGCCUGCAGGACUGCAGCUGGGAAAAGUCCUUUUUGUGGAUGCAACGCCAAAUGGCAUUCAGUGUUUCUGCAGGGAUGAUUCUUUCUCUAACCAAUGGUUUGCACUAUCAACUAACUUGGAGCUGCUGGGAGCUCCUGAACCUCUUUUUAUAACUUUCCUUUUAAUAAAGGCUAGACAAAACCA
This is a messenger RNA of Lagopus muta (rock ptarmigan), 1249 nucleotides long. RefSeq names its product NPC intracellular cholesterol transporter 2 (gene NPC2). The record is from RefSeq and is a predicted model, not a curated record. Lineage: Eukaryota; Metazoa; Chordata; Aves; Galliformes; Phasianidae. The transcript has 4 exons. Gene Ontology annotation, biological process: cholesterol efflux; intracellular cholesterol transport. Gene Ontology annotation, molecular function: cholesterol binding. The coding region runs from base 78 to 524 and encodes 148 amino acids.